Molecule: messenger RNA, 4415 nt
Organism: Cephus cinctus (wheat stem sawfly)
Lineage: Eukaryota; Metazoa; Arthropoda; Insecta; Hymenoptera; Cephidae
Gene: side-III
Product: nephrin
Exons: 15
Coding region: 1471-4017 (848 amino acids)
Source: RefSeq, a predicted model, not a curated record
AUAUAGGAUCAUCGGAUUUUACUUGAAGGAAAUGCAUAAGUUCCAUCGUGCCCUAUAGGUGUCAGUGGUAGUGUCACAAAUAGUCCGAACUGCCACUGACCCCACCACGCAAACACGAGGAACGAUUUCGGGAGACUAGCUGGUCCGGGUCUCCGAGUUUCACUCAUGAUGACAGUGGCUCUCGGUCGAGUCGGUCGAUCUGUACUACCCUCGUAGCCGUUCACGUGUGCGAAUUUAUUAGGGGGUAGUCCUUUUCCCGUAACGGAAUACAAGUCAGUGUCUCGGCAGUCGAGUGGAGGCCGCGAAUCGAUCGCUCGAGGCAGGACGAGAACCUCGCGUGGGGCGACAACGUACGAAUUCAGUCUCCUUCCGUGCAUUCGGACUAGACACAUCUGCGAGGGUGAAUCCGAGAAGGUUACGUCUUCACGAAUGUGUCAGAUGGUUGGCAGUAAUCAUGGCAGUAAUGCAACGUGGUGAAUAAUCGUUAGGAUGAGAUUAUUGGCAGUGAUAAUUGUUCCUUGUGUUGAAAGAUAUUUUAAUUACUGUUACGUAGUGUGAUUGACGAUAAGGUUAUUUGUUGUGUGACAUACGAGAAGAGUCUUCUUUCUUGGGAUACGGAUAUAUCACUUUGACAAAGUUUUGUGUCCCUUGUACUGUAAUCCUUUGCACUCGACGUCUAUGCCGCUAGGGGAAACGGAAAACUUGAGGCUCUUUUGAUAGAAUUUACCGCCUUCCGAAGGCUUAUCGUGUUGCGCUUUCUACAAGGAAACCGAAUGCGCCCCGAUGGCUACCCCUGUCGAUAUUGCAUUCAAGGCUUUGAAUUUCAGCCAAAAAAUAUAAACAGUUAUUAUCGUCUCUGACACGUCAUUCGAGUUGCUGCAUUAAACCAAGUGGCGAUUGAAAGUCGUCUCUGGAGGGUAAAGGGUUAAUUCAUAUUAUUCAUGCCAAAGUGUAGUUUAAAGUGGUUUUGUGACGUGUAGGCUGCGCAUGUAAUAUUCCGGUGGAAGAUACACGGAUUCUGGAAAUUCGACCCUCGAGGAUUACAUUCUAGGACCCUCGUGAUUGCCGUUGUUUUAUCUUAAAAGAACUACUGUACUCGACCUCGUUAACCUGGAACGACAAUAAUUUUCAAAACUUUUGUAACUUAUUACGAGGCCGCCGGCGACUUUGAGGGAGGAUUAUUUCCGGCGAGACUCGUGAAGGAAUGUCACGCGUUAACGUUUAGUCUUCACCUUGGUGAGGUCAUCUCAUUUGUACUGCAUUACUACGCGCUGCUCUUUGUGGUUCCGUCUUCUUGAAUCUCUUGAUUUAUCGUGUUUUUAUCACGCAAAUAAUAUAAAGCAAGCUUUAACGUGAAGUUCGCAGUACUAUCUUAAAAUGAAGUGGAUCCAUCGCUGAUGAUAGUAAGUGCCGAAAAUAUCAGCGUGGAAUGACAAUAAAUCGGAAAAGUCUAGCUUGUCCCGAGGUGUUAUGCGCCAAGUGGAUUUGAUCGUUGAACCUCUGCACAAAAUAAUUCAAUUUGGAAUGGCAGUAGGAACAUUGGCAUUUUUUGCAGUGAGACUUGUGCUCAGCGGAUAUAUAUUUGCCAUAGUCGUCUACGUGAAUGCCAGUGGAAACUGGGACAAAGAUGACGAUCCAAUAUCCACUAUCGAAGUAAACGCAGUCCUUGGACGUGAAGCGUCUUUGCCUUGUGACAUUGUACCGUCCACCCGGCAAGAUCGGGUUUACAUGAUGCUAUGGUUUCGCGAUUCCGAAAGCAAACCUAUUUACAGUUUCGACGUUCGUGGAAGAGCUUUUAAUAAAGCGCUAAAUUGGUCAGACAGCAGUGCUGUUAGACCUAGAGCAUAUUUUAGAGCAAAUACAACACCAGCUACCUUGACGCUGACAGCUGUUCAACUGGAGGACGAGGGUGUUUACAGAUGUCGCGUAGACUUCAAGAAAUCUCCGACGAGAAACUUUCAAGUCAAUUUGACAGUGAUCGUUCCGCCGCAUCAACUUCUCAUUUACGACGGAUCCGGAGUCGAGGCUGAAGCGAUUCUAGGUCCAUAUCAAGUUGGCAUCGAAUUUAGUCUAUCUUGCGAAGUACGAGGAGGAAGACCAACUCCGGCAAUAACUUGGUUCGUAAACGGGAAAGAAGUUGAGGGACGUGUUCAGGAAACGGAACACAACAUUAUCGUUAGCAAGUUGACUGUUCCUCAACUGAGAAGGGAGCACCUUAAUACCACGUACAAAUGUCGUGCCACGAACACGAAUCUUACGGCCCCCCUGGAAAAGACUGUACUCCUGGACGUUUAUCUAAAACCAUUGUCUGUGAAAAUAUUAUCAAAGCCAACGGUAAUGGAGGCCGAGAAAGAGUAUUCAUUGACUUGUGAGGCAACAGGAUCACAUCCGCGAGCACAGAUUCUUUGGCUUGAAGGAAAUGUACAAUUUCAUAGUGACAAGGUAAGCAACGAUGGGAGUUCUAACGUGGUACUAAGUACCCUAAUAUUCUCACCGGUUCCCGAGGAUCACGGAAAAAUUCUCAAAUGUCGUGGACAAAAUCCAUCCUUGCCAGGAUCAUACCUAGAAGAUUUAUUUCAGCUUAACGUCGUAUUUCCCCCAAAGGUUUCACUCCAUCUGGGCAGUACCCUCAAUGCCGAGAACAUAAAGGAAGGUGAUGACGUCUAUUUCGAAUGUAAAGUACGCGCAAAUCCAGAGCAUCACAAGAUUACAUGGAGACACAACGGUGUGAUACUAACGCAGAAUUAUUCUGCUGGUGUAAUAAUGAGUACUCAAAGUCUCGUUCUGCAAAGCAUAGGACGAGAUAACGCCGGAAAUUACACAUGCUUGGCUAGUAACGAUCGCGGCGAAACUACUAGUCCGACCGUUUUACUUCGCGUGCAGUUCGCACCAGUCUGCCGAACGAGGGAAGUAACGAUCAUCGGCGCAUCCCUUGAAGAAUCCGUUAAGGUACGAUGCGAAGUUGAUGCGGAUCCAAGCGAAGUAGACUUCGUAUGGGAGUUUAACAAUAGCGGAGAAAAUUUUGAAGUAGCUCCAGCGAAAUUCGAUGGAAAUAAUGGAACAAUGAGUGAACUUGUAUACACACCAGUCUCUGAGAGGGAUUACGGUGCUCUUACUUGUUGGGGCAGAAACGUUAUUGAAAGGCAAGAAACUCCUUGCAUCUAUCAAGUAAUUCCGGCUGUCAAACCUAGUCCGCUUAAUAAUUGUACCAUCAAGGCAUCUCUGAAUCAGAGUUCUGAAAUACUCGAGGUAGAAUGUGUACCUGGGUACGAUGGUGGACUUCGUCAAGAAUUUCGUUUAGAAGCUUACGAGGUUCUGACUGGCAAUUUACGGAUUAAUGCAUCGAGUGUUUCGUCAGAGACACCUAUAUUCCGAAUAGCUGUGUCGGAUCUCUUGCCAGCAACCCACUUCUAUCUGAUCACAUAUUCAGUUAACGCAAAAGGAAGAAGUGAAGUAUCUCUUCUUGAAGAUAUAGUGCUUAGGGAUUCGGAGAAGCACGCAGAUAGUGGAGUUAGCAUGGUACCGCUUAUCCUACUUUUGAUCGGAUGUCUAAUGGCACUGGGUGUAACUGUACUCUCGGUGAUGCUGAUGAUGUAUCGUCGUCGUGGCACCACGUCGCCAGUACAUAUCGAACCAUAUAUGAAACAACCAAUAAUCACCCCUCCGGACUCAAGGAAUAAUUCUAUGCUCGAUGUAACUCACGGUGAUCAUACCUAUUUUGUUGAGUAUACUCUUAAACAGGUCACUGAUUAUGCUCUUAAUAAUCAGCCUGAUAUUAUACAGUCCCCACAAGAUCAGGAGAAAAUAAAACGGGAACCGCAACUGUUUCUACCGGUUAGACCGGACACUUUAUUUGCGCCGUAUGACAUUCACAAACAGGGCCUUCAAACGAACCGAUGUAGCCUGAAUCCAUUUUCUGCGAAAUCUUGGGAACCCAUCAGCUUCAAGGCUGAUCGUAAUCUUAUGAAAGAAAUCAUCAUUGCCAAUACCAUACCAGGUCCUGAGAGUUGCGUGUAAAGGGUCGUUAAGGAGGUUGUCCGCGAGGAGAGAUAAGAGACAUAUCAGGACGGCUGAACUCAGCGCCUAUUUCCAUCAUCAUACAUAAAAUACACGAUCAUCAAUCGAACUGUAAUCAACAGCACACGGCAUCCUAGCGAACAGUGAGCUGCAAGAAGGAGGGGUGCUGGAUAUUAUUCGCAAGAAUACAUCUGUCAUAACUACGUCUCGUCGGCAUAGCCAGAAAAUGUGACAUGAUAUAAGAAUAUGUAACGAUGUGUGACUUCUCGUUCUCGCGAAGCCGAAAAGCAUUUUAAUGAACCGUCAGAAAAAGACUAUUCGCAUAUUCUAACCAAACGCUACACGAUGUAUUAUUCCGAGUUUAAUAUAUUUUGUGUCAAGUCUUGAACGGCCUCGUA